Molecule: messenger RNA, 378 nt
Organism: Morchella importuna
Lineage: Eukaryota; Fungi; Ascomycota; Pezizomycetes; Pezizales; Morchellaceae
Exons: 2
Coding region: 1-378 (125 amino acids)
Source: RefSeq, a predicted model, not a curated record
AUGUACACCCCCGCCGCCCUCCUCCUCACCACCCUCCUCCCCCUCCUCAGUCUCCUCACCCCCGCAAUUGCCACCCCCGUCAACGCAGUCUGCACCCAGUGCGACGUCAACCCGCUCGGCAACGCCGACAAGACAUGCGACAUCACCACCAGCUGCGUGCGCACAAACUACCAGGGGCAGUACCACUGUGCCUGCCGUGCCGGGUACAAAUCGUCGGCCCCCAACAAUGAUAGCGAGUCGCACUACCGUGUCAACUUCCCCAACGAGGGAUUCAGGGUUUUCACCAAGCCGGGUGUGGUCUGUGAUACUUUGUGUGAUAAGUACUGGCUUGGGCCCGACUCUUGCCAGGAAGUUCUAGUCAGGCAGGCGUGUCUUUAG